AUGGAGGCCUUCAGGCGGAAGGCCCAGCGGCUGGCCAUCAUGCCCGAAACGGGUUUCCUACCACGGCUGCUUCAUGAACAGGCAGACUUUACAUUCCCGAUGUCUCCAGCAGACUAUGAUACGGCUUUGGCUGUGAAUGUGGAUGUGCUGCGGUUUCUGCACCCGCAUCUGCGAGAUCUUGGUGUCAGGUUUGAGGCUGCAAACCACGAGUAUUUUGUAGGCGGCGCAAAGAUGAAGCACUCCGUGACAGGCUUGAUUCACAAAUUUUGUGAGCCCUUCAACGCUGAAGCCGUUAUCGGCUUCAUGAUGAAGGGGCAGAAUUGGCCACGUCCUGGAUACCUGCAGCGGGUCAUCCCUUUUGAUGCUGUUACUAAGCUGCACCUUCUAUCUCCUGAACUGCUUCCGCUUCUUGCGGGCAGUCCUCGAGACGACCCGCGCAUUUGCGACGUACUGCGGGCGCUCUCCGGAGUCUUUGGCUUGGAAGACGAGAUCUCGCGCCUGGUUCUGUCACCUGAGCAGAUAAAGAUCAAGUGGGCAGCCGAUGCUAAAGAAGCAGCAUGUUAUGGUACUUACAUGCACAACUUGUUUGAGGCAUACCUCAACGGGUACGAUGUGCCAAGAUGCUCUCCAGAAUUCCGCAUGCUUUGUCAUUUCCUCGCGAAUAUGCCCACGUCCACUAAAGCUUGGCGCACGGAGUGGGUGAUCUAUGGCGAGGAAGAAGGCCUAGCAGGCUCCGUCGACUUUUGCGCCAGGAAAGAUGACGGCACGCUCAUAGUAGUGGACUGGAAGCGCAGCGCUGGCCUGCCAUCAAAGUGCACCUCGGCCAGAAGAAUGCUGGGUCCUCUGAGUCAUCUGCCUGACUGCACGGUGACGCAUUACAAGCUGCCGCUGAAUACUUACAGAUACAUAUUGGAGAAGUACUACGAUGUGAAAGUGUCCGAGAUGUACAUUGUUUGCUGUCAUCCGGAGCAUGGCACAAGCCCAUGGGUAUGUUCAGUGCCCAGGCUCGAAGCAGAGACAGAACUCAUGUUGGCACACUCACGUGAUUUUCCAGGCGGUGCAACUGCUCCACCGGCAGAGAGUAAACGCUGGAGGGUGCGCCAUGAUCUCCUGCAGCGUUAUGCGGAUCUCGUGCUUCAAUUUCCCUGCGUGGAGUGGCUCUGUCCUACACCGACCGACUAUCGUCUGGCAAGCAAACGACAGUGGGAGCGAGCAAUGCGCAAUGCUCGUGUCACACUUGCUCUCCUGCAGCGAGAGCAAUAUUACAUCCUAUAUAUGUUCCUUCACACGCAGCACAAGAGGAUUUCUCUGCCCCACCCAAUGGUUGAUUUCAGAGCGACCGAAUGGGUGCCUCAGGCAGUUGCCUCGUUUCUUGAGCACGAACGACAGACCUUGCCCGGUGUUCGUGAAGUGCAGCCUGCAGAUUUGCAGGGAGGAUCUCUUCUGCCAGAUGAGCUAUUUCGCUACAUUGCCAUCAGCUCUCCCAGCACCGGUCAGCUGUAUCAGCUCCAGGCUUGCUGCCGUAGAUUUCGAGAAGUGAUUCUCCAGCGGAAGUCGUGGCAAAAUCUGCACGUACACCUUGACACAUUUGCCAACGAGAGCGACGACGACUUUGCUCGUGCGAUCCGAUUGUUACCUGUCUGGAGUAGCGCCAGGCAAGUUAUUGUGUCUUAUAGACUUCUUGGCCGGAUGCCUCUUUCAGCGCUGCCGUCAAAUCUCAAGAUGACGUGGUCCGUGCGAGCAGCGGAGCCUGCGACGCUCUUCAACUGCACGUGUUUCGCUUGGGAAUCAGUGGAAAAUCUUUUUGGCUCAGCAGAGUUUGCUGUCAGAUGCAUGGACCCGGACAGUACCAUGAUUGUUGGUGUGAAGAAAAGAAAUGAUGCGCAGCCGUGGCCGUUGGCAAGCCAGCCUCGAGCGGUCUUUCUUCGGCUUCAGAAUCCGUUCGGCAGGGACAUGCGUGCUAGCUUCGGCAGAAGCAACGAACAGUUCUUGGAUUUGCCAGGGGUCCGCGGCCCUUGCCAGGGUAGGAAUUUCGAGCAUGAUUUCGCUGUACAGUGGGUGGGGCGGGAGCUGCGGAUUACUAUCAACGGUGUUCUGCUCCCGAUCUUGCGCUUGCGUCCCGAAGUGGCCGCGAGUCUUGGUGCCCACACAAAACUCUUUGUUAGAUUCUUUUCUUCCUCAGCAGACGCGCAAGCCAGCUUCUCCGUGCGGCCGUUGCCAUGCACAGUUCAAUCAACUUCUUGCGUCAGCUGCUUUCGAUGUCAAGCGCUCUCCACCGUUGGCACCGGUGCUAUUCGACCUUGCACUCAUUGUCUUGAAUGGUUCUGCCGAUGGCAUAGAGAUCAGGUUAGUGACCGAGAGAUCUGCCACUCUUGCGCAAAUGUGUGGACAGAUGCAGUCGGAGGCUCUACAGGUGACCCAGUUGUAGAGGUGCAGACUCAGGCCUCGCAAGACAGCUUUGCUGCUAGUGUGCAUGAGGAUAUACAGCAUCAGCUUGCAGUCCAAGACGCCCAGGAUGCCGUCUCUGCGCAACUCAAAAGCGAAGAAAUCGAAGAAAGAGCUGCUGAUGUUGAGCUUGAGGCUCAGGACGACAGUGCCUGGGCAGCCUUGAAGAGAAGACGCCUGCUGCCUGGCGCAGCGACAUCGGAUCGCGACUUUCGCGAGUUGUUUGCCGGCUUAGAGCAGUACCGAGCUGUUUUUGAACAUGAGGCAUCCGAAGUGACGGAAGAGUUGAACAGCAUUCCCAACUUCGUGUCGCGAUACAGGGCACGAAUCCCGCGUGACUACCCUGGUAUGUCUGAGUACAUGAUCAAGCUCAUGACAGCUGCCGUGGCCGUGCUCGGUCUGCGCACCGUGGACGUGUUCCAGCAGGAAAAUGCCAUGAUGUUGUGGAUCAUCGAAGGCGAAACACACAUGCGCUUUCACCACGGCGAUUGCUACAUUCUUCACAACAGCGGGGCAUUUCAGCAUUACAAAGGCUCACCGCUGGACUGCAGAUUGUUCCGGCAGCUUCCACCAGGCACUCGCCGUACUGAGCACGAAGUUCUUCAAGCAGUGGCCGUGUUGCUAACGAGAGCCGACAGCGAGCGCGACUUCUUGGCGACUUGCCGUUCCGCCGCCGUGAACAAUGCAGGAGAUAGCUUGAUCAAGAACAAGCAGGCGCACGCUGCACCGCAAGCAGAUGAAGGCGAUGCCGGCCGUGAGGGAGAAGGUGAAGUACCCGCUAGCCACUGGAAUAUCUACUCUGCUCGCAUGAUCAUUUCGUUCGAGCGAAACAUCAUCAGGGAGAUGGCAGAGGACAAACUCAUCUCUUACAUGAUCGAGUUUUGCGAGCAGCCAAUGAUGCAAGUGUCGGGAUGCUGCUACAACGAUUGCUGUGUCAUUUACCCGGGUGCAAGUCCAGCUGAGCAGGUGCUUUUGCUGCAGUAG
Molecule: messenger RNA, 3429 nt
Organism: Symbiodinium sp. CCMP2592
Lineage: Eukaryota; Dinophyceae; Suessiales; Symbiodiniaceae
Source: the annotation of a GenBank genome assembly